Molecule: messenger RNA, 822 nt
Organism: Cladophialophora psammophila CBS 110553
Lineage: Eukaryota; Fungi; Ascomycota; Eurotiomycetes; Chaetothyriales; Herpotrichiellaceae
Exons: 5
Coding region: 1-822 (273 amino acids)
Molecular function (GO): acetylpyruvate hydrolase activity
Source: RefSeq, a predicted model, not a curated record
AUGUCGACAGCCAGCUUCGGACGUCUUGUCAGAUUUGAAGACUCCAACGGCGAGAUUCAGUAUGGAGAAGUCCCAGAGCAACUGAGCUCGUCGGACGACCUGACCAACGUCGAUGUGCGUGUAUACAAUGGCGGAUUGCCCUGGGGGAGCAGCUCCAAGCUCGGCACGAGUACCGCAAAAAUUGCUAGAGUACUGAGUCCAAUUUCCACAGCACCAAUCGUGUACGGGAUUGAUCUCAACUACCGCAAACACGCUGAAGAGGCAAAGAUCGAAUUGCCACCUUUCCCACUAAUUUUCCUCAAGGGAGCAGGACUGGAAGCAUUGGCAGGCCUCUACGAAGACAUUCCGAUUCACAAAGAGGCUGAUUUCAUGGACCAUGAGAGAGAGUUCACAAUUGUAUUUAGCAAGCGUGCCAUUAACCUGACGGAGUCCGACAACGUCUUUGAUUACUUAUUGAUCCGAUCAGGAGGUCAGCAUGGAUAUGCCAAAGCCUUUGACAAGUUUGCACCGAUCGGCCCAAUACUAGCAUCGACCUCCCAGAUCCCCCAUCUAAGCAGGCUUACUCUGAAUACCACCGUCAAUGGGGAGCAACGACAACUUACCCAAACAGACGACUUCAUCUUUGACAUUCCCAGCAUCGUCAGGCAUCUGACCCGGGGACGGACCAUAAACCCUGGUACUCUAGUUAUAACAGGAACGCCGAGUGGCGUGGCUGCCUUCCACAAGCCUCCAGCCUGGCUCAAGGAUGGCGACGUGGUUGAGGUGGAAAUAACAGAGGUUGGGAAAAUUCGGAACAAAAUGGUAUUCGUCAAGAAUCCUUGA